CCAAAUAUACUUGGGCCAAAGAGCUUUUCAAAGCUCGAUAAUACCUGGCCCCAAAGAGGCAAAAGACCAAAAGCCCCGAGAAACCAGCAAACCCUACCUCUUCUCCUCUCCUCCCCCACCCCACCCCCUCGUCGCCGGCGAAAUGUCCGACCGCCGCCGCGACAAGGAGAAGCCUCGCGACCGCGACCGUGAAAAGGACCGCGACCUCGACCGCCAUCGUGACCGGGAUCGCGAUAGGGACAGGAAUCGGGAUCGGGACCGGGAUAGGGAUAGGGAUAGGGAUCGCGAUCGGGACCGCGACCGCCGCCGCGACCGCGAGCGGAAGCGCUCCCGGUCCCUCUCCCCGUCAGCAGACCGGGACCGCUCCCACCUCCGCCACUCCCACUCGCACCGCCACCGAGGCCGCUCGUCCCCCUCCCCUGACGCCGGUCGCCACAAGCGCCGCCGCGACGCGUCCCCCACCGCCGCCGACCACCACAGGGAGGACAAGAAGUCCGCCGAUCCUCUCGCGCCACCCAAGGACGGAGGGGACCCUGCGGCGGUCGUAGCGGUGGGCGACGGGGACGUGGAUGCGGAGGAGCUCGAGAUGAUGAAGAUGAUGGGCAUCCCCGUCGGGUUCGACUCCACCAAGGGGAAGCACGUGCCCGACGCCGACGUCAGCGGCGUGCGCGUCGUCACCAAGCGCCAGCCGCGCCAGUACAUGAAUCGCCGCGGUGGGUUCAACCGGCCCCUGCCGCCGGAGCGGAACCGCUGAGGAUGGAAAAGGAUCAUGUGCCAAUGCAAAGAUGUGCUGAUGUCAGGUCGCAGUUACUCUGUUACUGGACAGUGUUGGAGAUGAACUACUGCUGGGCAUGAAACAGAGCUUGGUGGCUCAUUUUGAAACUAUGGCUUUACAACUUUACAUGAUGUUUCUGGCUUUCUCCAUGCAAUUGCACUUGUUUCAGGACCUCAGGCAUGCACCACAUGGAUUGCCAAGCGAAACAACUUGUGCAUUUAGUUGUAUGCUUUGCAAUGAAAUUGUUGGUAAUGGUUGUGAAUGCAGCAGUGUCAUUAUAAGUUUCCAAGAUUUUGCUGAGCUUUAGCUGGAAUCUUAAGUGCCAGUUCCAUCAAUCAAUACUAUGUGGAACAACUCUUGUAAAAACGGAAGUGCAGACUGUUGCCUUUGACGCAGGAUCUAGUACCUUGGCAGAUUUAGCUGUUUAUUGUUGGGAGGGUGUGAUAGGACCAGUUGCAUACAUGGUGCUAGGUUUUUAUUAUAUUGAUUCAGUAUCAUGCAUCUUUUUUUUUUGAUUCAACGGUAUCAUACAUCUGAAUCUGGAUGUUAUCUCCCAACCUGAUUGAUUCAUGUACAUAACAAGCCGUAAAAGUUUCAUUACAUGCUUUAGCUUUACACCCGCUGCAAGCUUUCAGCA
This is a messenger RNA of Panicum virgatum (switchgrass), 1412 nucleotides long. RefSeq names its product U4/U6.U5 small nuclear ribonucleoprotein 27 kDa protein-like. Lineage: Eukaryota; Viridiplantae; Streptophyta; Magnoliopsida; Poales; Poaceae. Gene Ontology annotation, cellular component: precatalytic spliceosome. Bases 143 to 754 code for a protein of 203 amino acids. The record is from RefSeq and is a predicted model, not a curated record. The transcript has 4 exons. Gene Ontology annotation, biological process: RNA splicing.